Molecule: messenger RNA, 652 nt
Organism: Cyphomyrmex costatus
Lineage: Eukaryota; Metazoa; Arthropoda; Insecta; Hymenoptera; Formicidae
Product: histone H2A
Exons: 1
Coding region: 44-418 (124 amino acids)
Cellular component (GO): nucleosome
Molecular function (GO): structural constituent of chromatin; DNA binding; protein heterodimerization activity
Source: RefSeq, a predicted model, not a curated record
CGUACAGUCCGCACAGAGGCUUUCUACGCUCGAUUAGAUCAAGAUGUCUGGCCGUGGUAAAGGAGGCAAGAUUAAAGGCAAGGCGAAGAGCCGCUCCAACCGAGCUGGAUUACAAUUUCCCGUGGGCCGUAUUCAUCGAUUAUUGCGGAAGGGAAAUUAUGCCGAACGCGUAGGCGCUGGAGCACCAGUGUACCUAGCCGCCGUGAUGGAGUAUCUUGCUGCUGAAGUGUUGGAGUUGGCCGGCAACGCGGCUCGUGAUAAUAAAAAGACAAGAAUCAUUCCGAGACACCUGCAGCUCGCCAUUCGCAACGACGAGGAGUUAAACAAAUUGUUGUCCGGUGUAACCAUUGCUCAAGGUGGUGUUUUGCCGAACAUUCAGGCGGUACUGUUGCCGAAGAAAACUGAAAAGAAAGCAUAAUCGUAAACUGAUGUGAGACAACAACCUCUGGUUCGCAAUUCGAGCAACAAAUGGCCCUUUUCAGGGCCCCAAAAUAUUCACACGAUGGUACGAUCUCGUCCUGUUUGCUGAUUAUACAAUUUGCUCUGUAUUUCUUAUUUAUACAGUAGUAAGUAGUUGACAAAAAUAGAUGUUAAUCAAUACCAUAAUACGAAAAAACAUUUGAUACCUAGAUAGGUCUGGAACAGUUUUAUU